UCUCCCUCUAUCUCUACCCUCACUUUAAAACACAGAGCCAGCCUUGUUUGGAGUGCAGUAGCAAACUGCAGUUUUUGCCCCUCAAAGAACCACCGCAACCUUUCUUCCAUUAACUUCCCUUUCAUUUUUGGGUCCCUUCAACUGGAUGUUCGGUGUUCUACUGCCUUCUCCUUGAGUGCAAUACCAUGAGACCAGAGGGGAACUCACUAGACCUCAACAACUUGCCGGAGGAGCAUGCAGGAAAGCAACCGCUGGAGGAGAGCUCGAUGACCACCGCAGCUUCGGCUGACACCACUCGGUUUAAGAAGAAGAAGAGCGGAGGAAAGGAUGAUUCUGCAAAGGUGUAUGAGUGCCGGUUUUGUUCCCUCAAGUUCUGCAAAUCUCAAGCGCUGGGAGGGCACAUGAACCGACACCGCCAAGAGAGGGAGACGGAGACCCUCAACCGUGCUCGUCAGCUGGUCUUCAACAACGAAGGCAUCGGCAGCGCCGGUGCCAUCGGGGGUUUCAGAGAUCUAAACCUUGGAGGUUCGCAAUUCCCUCAUGGAGGCGGCGGCGGCGGCAUCGGAGACCCUUGUCUGCAGUUCCGCCCGGUGUAUCCACGGAUACCAACACAGCCACCAAUCUCACCGCAGACGCAGCAAUUCAUAUACCCGUCUUCCUCCUCGCACUCGCUCCCCCACCAUUCGCAGGCCUACCAACCUCCCGUCGGAGAUUACUACGUCGGCCAUGUCGUCCCGGGAAGCUCCCACUGUCAACUGCAUCACCCCGGCUACGGUUCUGAUUCCAGCUUCGCUUGCUUCGGAGCUCCUCCUGCUCACAGCUUUCUGAGGGAAGGAGGAGAUGGUGCACCUGGAGGACAUGGGCAUGUCCAACACAUGGAUUCCUCUUCUGUCCGGGAUAACUUUCACGGAUAGGUGGAUGGCGAGCACCACGAAUGGGCCCAAGUUGUUUAUCUCGUAGCAAAGAUGGAAGAAGCAGGCAUGCGGGAAUGAUCGCCCAAGUCAAGUCGGGUGGGUCAUAAGUUUUGUGGUGGGUUAUGCGCUUGUUACCGGUCUUUUUC
Messenger RNA from Musa acuminata subsp. malaccensis (wild Malaysian banana), 1060 nucleotides. The record is from RefSeq and is a predicted model, not a curated record. NCBI's taxonomy places the organism in Eukaryota, Viridiplantae, Streptophyta, Magnoliopsida, Zingiberales, Musaceae.